This is a messenger RNA of Propithecus coquereli (Coquerel's sifaka), 603 nucleotides long. RefSeq names its product V-set and transmembrane domain containing 5 (gene VSTM5). Gene Ontology annotation, cellular component: axon; plasma membrane; dendrite. Lineage: Eukaryota; Metazoa; Chordata; Mammalia; Primates; Indriidae. The transcript is spliced from 4 exons. Gene Ontology annotation, biological process: positive regulation of excitatory synapse assembly; filopodium assembly. Bases 1 to 603 code for a protein of 200 amino acids. The record is from RefSeq and is a predicted model, not a curated record.
AUGAGGCCUCUGCCGAGCUGCAGGAGGAAGACCCGAGGCAUCUCCCUAGGACUCUUCGCCCUCUGCCUGGCCGCAGCCCGCUGUCUGCAGAGUCAGGGGGUGUCGCUGUACAUUCCCCAGUCCACCAUCAAUGCCACUGUGGAACAAGACAUCCUGUUUUCGGUGGAAUACUCCUGUCACGGCGUGCCCACCAUCGAAUGGACAUAUACAUCCAACUGGGGCGUGCAGAAGAUCGUGCAGUGGAAGCCAGGGACGCAGGCCAACAUUUCCCAAAGCCACCAGGACAGAGUCUGCACCUUCGACAACGGCUCCCUCCAGCUCUUCAGCGUGGGUGUGAGGGACUCUGGCUACUACGUCAUCACCGUGACCGAGCGCCUGGGGAGCAGCCAGUUUGGCACCAUCGUGCUGCAUGUCUCUGAGAUCCUCUACGAAGACCUGCACCUUGUCGCUGUCUUUCUUGCUUUUCUCACUGCCGUGGCCGCAGUAUUAAUCAGCUUCUUGUGGGUUUGUAAUAAGUGUGCGUAUAAAUUCCAGAGGAAGAGAAGACACAAACUCAAAGAAAGCGCCACUGAGGAGAUUGAGCUGCAAGACGUUGAGUGUUAG